CUCUCUCUUCAACUCAUCAGUGCCGGCCCCUCUUUCUAAUUUCCAUCUUUAUCAUUGAAUCAUAUAAUGAUUUAUUACGUCCACUAAUCAAUGAUACAGCUUUCUCCCUUCGUGUUGUUGAGCCUACCGCCAACAAUCUUUCUGGUGCCCAGCACUACGGGGGAGGAUAACAAGCCGUCGACGCUCGAGGUACUAGCAGGAGAAGAUAUCCCUGUCGAAAACUUGAUGAAGAGAAUGUUGAACCCCAAGCCAGGUAGACUUCGGUUGCGAGGUCGUAAUCAUGAGGGACCUGGUGAAGAAGAUUAAGGAAUUUUAGAUUCUCGCGACGUGGGAAGAGGCGCUGAGAAGGGAGGAUAUACAAAUGAUGCGGGAGAACAGGGGGCAGAAGGAAUUCGGAC
Messenger RNA from Hyaloscypha bicolor E, 398 nucleotides. RefSeq lists its product as uncharacterized. The coding region runs from base 91 to 306 and encodes 71 amino acids. NCBI's taxonomy places the organism in Eukaryota, Fungi, Ascomycota, Leotiomycetes, Helotiales, Hyaloscyphaceae. The transcript has a single exon. The record is from RefSeq and is a predicted model, not a curated record.